Messenger RNA from Rhizophagus irregularis DAOM 181602=DAOM 197198, 343 nucleotides. NCBI's taxonomy places the organism in Eukaryota, Fungi, Glomeromycota, Glomeromycetes, Glomerales, Glomeraceae. The record is from RefSeq and is a predicted model, not a curated record.
UCCGAAUGAUAAUUGACACAGGCGCAACAACAACUGUAAUCCCAGAUUUUGUAAGAAAAAAACUUAAUGCUCAAGAUGGUUGGAAUGUAAGUGCUAGUAAAUGCUGACGUAAAAAUUUUUAAGGCCUCAAGAGACUGGGUCAUUUGUGAUGGGACAAAGGUCUGGUUGGGUUAAAACGAGAUUCAUUCAUGAUGGUGUCACAAAUGAUGUAAUCGGUUACGACGUAUUAAAUAAUAUUCCCCAUUAUAAACCAUGCAGGAAACCAUAUAUAUAUAUAUAUAUAUAUCUUCAAAAUGAUAUUUUCAACAACAUACAACAAUCACUACAAGCUGUAUGAAUAUUC